Messenger RNA from Saxophila tyrrhenica, 1917 nucleotides. RefSeq names its product mitochondrial inner membrane protein required for protein import (gene TIM50). Gene Ontology annotation, cellular component: TIM23 mitochondrial import inner membrane translocase complex. The record is from RefSeq and is a predicted model, not a curated record. The transcript has 2 exons. The coding region runs from base 1 to 1917 and encodes 638 amino acids. Gene Ontology annotation, biological process: protein import into mitochondrial matrix. NCBI's taxonomy places the organism in Eukaryota, Fungi, Ascomycota, Dothideomycetes, Mycosphaerellales, Extremaceae.
AUGCUGCCUCGAGCAGCGCUGCGAGCCAUCCGGCCCUCGACCACCUCCGCCAGCUCAUAUCUCCGCCAUGCAUCGCCCAUAAUAGCCAGCACAUCUUUACGGAUACAGUCGUUUGCCUCGAAACCUCCUCGGUCACCUCCGCCUCCACCACCAGCAGGCGCAAAGCCGAAGCGAGCUCCCCCUCCUCCACCACCGCGAGCGACAGGACCAGCGAGGCAGACAUCACCGGGCACCAGCUUUCCCAAGGACAAGACCUGGAAGCCGCAAGAUGGUAUCAAGUUCGACGAAAGGCCGGGGGCUACCACCGUCUCAGGAGCUGGAGCUGCGGCAGCGGGAGGUGCGAGUGCAGGGAGGGCAGUGAAUGCUGGGCCAUCGACUACCACGCAGAAGAGCGCGGCGACACCUGUGGAUGGCUCGAGGCCGGUAGAGCAGCCGCCGCCACCACGUCAGGACGGCCCACUAGAAGCAGAUGCUUCUCCGAUGGAGCCCAUGGCGCAAAAGACGGACACAGAUGAGCCGCAGCCUGGCGGCGUGCGAGAAGCUGCACAUGAAGCGCAAGGCGAGGCUGAGAACCAAGCACAACCUCCCGAGUCGGAAGAACCUUCAGGACCGCUGCCAGAUCUACGGCAAGGCAUACCCAGCACCUUUGACUUCGAGUAUGGCCAAGGCAAGAAGCAGGCACGAGACACUACCUCCGAUCCCGCGCCGGAGACGGACCUCACAUUCGAAUCCGAGAACCAGCAGCAAAAAGACAGAGGCGAGCGCGACUACGACCGCAGCGCCUACGAAACCUCUCUCGACCGCCGACGAGCCCGCAUGGCCAACUACCUCUAUGGCGGCAUCCUCCUCGGCGUGGUUGGCGCCGGCGCAUACCUAUCCCGCCCCUACACCGCCGACGAGGAGCUCCCCACUCACCUCGCCACCGACGACGCCUAUGACUGGACUCCUUCCAAAAUGUACGCUCGCAUCCGCGCCCGGUUUGGCGACAGAUUGGGCUACUACACCGAACCGUCCUUCCCCAAACUCCUCCCCGAAGUCCCCGCCGCGCAACGCCAACCCUUCACCCUCGUCCUCUCCCUCGAAGACCUGAUGAUUCAUUCCACCUGGUCGCGCGAGCACGGCUACCGCACCGCCAAACGCCCGGGCAUCGACUACUUCAUCCGCUACCUGUCCCAAUACUACGAACUGGUGCUCUUCACCUCCGUGCCCAUUGCGAUGGCCGACCCCGUGGUCAAGAAACUCGACCCCUUCCACUUCAUCAUGUGGCCGCUCGGGCGCGAAGCAACCAAAUACGAAAGCGGCGAGUACGUCAAGGACCUUGCCUACCUCAACCGCGAUUUGAGUAAGACCCUGAUCAUCGACACCCACGCCCCGCACGUCAAGAACCAGCCGGAAAACGCCAUCGUGCUCCCCAAAUGGUCCGGCGACCCCAAGGACCCGCACACCGCCGACCUCGUCGCCCUCAUUCCCUUCCUCGAGUAUGUCGCUACCAUGGGCACCGAAGACGUGCGUCCGGUGCUCAAAUCCUUCGCCGGCCAGUCGAUCCCCGAGGAAUUCGCGCGAAGAGAGCAGAUUGCGCGAGAGAAAUUCCACGCGCAGCUGGAGCAGGAGAGGGGGAAUCGGCCGAAGAGGAGUUUGGGCAGUUUGGCGGGGGCUUUUGGGUUGAAGGGGACGCCGCAGGGGGGGAUGGUGUUGGGGGAUGGGCAGAGUGUGGCCGAGGGGUUGGCGCAGGGGAAGAUGUUGAGUGAUCAGAUUCGGGAGCAGGGGCAGAAGCAGUACGAGUUCCUCGAAAAGCAGAUCCGCGAGCACGGCGAGCAGUGGCUGAAGGAAGAAGAGGAGGAGCAGAAGAAGAUGAUGGAGGCGCAGAUGCGGGAUAUGAAGCAGUCGGCUACGAGUUGGUUUGGGGGGAGUAAGUGA